GACAGAAGUCUUUAGAGGAACCUGAAACAAAACAAACCCAAAUCAUCAGGAAGUCCAAAAGCUUUGAUAUAUUUGCUCCUCAAAAGACAAUACCUAUCAGUGGUACAACUACUCAAGACGAUUCAAACCAAACUGAGAAAGACGCUACUUCAGUCGUUCAGGCAGUCAUCAGAGCAGCUGUUGGUACAAUUGUGGAAGAGCUGGAGCAGUCAGCAACCACAACAGUGUCAACAAGCUCAGAGGUCCCUCAUCUUGGGGAAGAACAGAGCACAGAGAAGCCUGAUAGUCCAGUAACUGAUGAUGCUGUUGUGGAAUCAUCCAGAAGGACGUCAAAGGACAUUCCUGACAGUCAACAACCAGCUUCAAGUCCAGAUAUAAUUAAAGGACCAACGAAGACUACUGAUGUGGAAGUAGGUAAGGUUUCACCACCCAAAAGAAAGACAAAGGGUCUGAAGCCUUCUCCAGAACUUACCACCAAGGUUGCAGCUGAGAUCACACAAGAACCUGUCAGACAGAAGUCUUUAGAGGAACCUGAAACAAAACAAACCCUAAUCAUCAGGAAGUCCAAAAGCUUUGAUAUAUUUGCUCCUCAAAAGACAAUAUCUAUCAGUGGUACAACUACUCAAGACGAUUCAAACCAAACUGAGAAAGACGCUACUUCAGUGGUUCAGGCAGUCAUCAGAACAGCUGUUGGUACAAUUGUGGAAGAGGUGGAGCAGUCACCAACCACAACAGUGUCAACAAGCUCAGAGGUCCCUCAUCUUGGGGAAGAACAGAGCACAGAGAAGCCUGAUAGUCCAGUAACUGAUGAUGCUGUUGUGGAAUCAUCCAGAAGGACGUCAAAGGACAUUCCUUACAGUCAACAACCAGCUUCAAGUCCAGAUAUAAUUAAAGGACCGACUAAGACUACUGAUGUGGAAUUAGGUAAGGUUUCACCACCCAAAAGAAAGACAAAGGGUCUGAAGACUUCUCCAGAACUUACCACCAAGGUUGCAGCUGAGAUCACACAAGAACCUGUCAGACAGAAGUCUUUAGAGGAACCUGAAACAAAACAAACCCAAAUCAUCAGGAAGUCCAAAAGCUUUGAUAUAUCUGCUCCUCAAAAGACAAUAUCUAUCAAUGGUACAACUACUCAAGACGAUUCAAACCAAACUGAGAAAGACGCUACUUCAGUGGUUCAGGCAGUCAUCAGAACAGCUGUUGGUACAAUUGUGGAAGAGGUGGAGCAGUCACCAACCACAACAGUGUCAACAAGCUCAGAGGUCCCUCAUCUUGGGGAAGAACAGAGCACAGAGAAGCCUGAUAGUCCAGUAACUGAUGAUGCUGUUGUGGAACCAUCCAGAAGGACGUCAAAGGACAUUCCUUACAGUCAACAACCAGCUUCAAGUCCAGAUAUAAUUAAAGGACCGACUAAGACUACUGAUGUGGAAUUAGGUAAGGUUUCACCACCCAAAAGAAAGACAAAGGGUCUGAAGACUUCUCCAGAACUUUGCACCAAGGUUGUAACUGAGAUCACCCGAGAACCUGUCAGACAGAAGUGUUUAGAGGAAACCCAAAUGAAACAAACCUUAAUCAGCAGGAAGUCAAAAGGUUUGGAUGUUUCUUCUUCUCAAGAGCCACUGUCUCCCCCAGUUGGAACAACUGAUGUGGCAUCUGUGGAAGUGGAGAAGGACAUUGGUAGAGAAAAGACCACAUCAAUUGUACAGACUGUCACAGAAACAACCAAGUCUGUCAUAGUGGUAGAAGAAAGUCUCUCUCCAAGCUCAGGAGUUUCAGAAAGUUCAGACAUUUGUCUCUCUAAGAAAACAGAGGCCACAGAGAAACCAGACAGCCAAAUAAGUGAAGCUGUUGUUGGCAAAACCAAAGUUAUAGCAACAAGGAGGACAUCAGAGGAGGGUCCUGAAUGUCAGCAACCAUGUCCAGCUGCCCAUAUAAUCACAGAACCAAAUGAAACUACUGCUGUGGAAAUGGGUAUGGUUUCACCACCCAAAAGAAAGACAAAGGGUCUGAAGCCUUCUCCAGAACUUGCCACCCAGGUUGCAGCUGAGAUCACACAAGAACCUGUCAGACAGAAGUCUUUAGAGGAACCUAAAACAAAACAAACCCAAAUCAUCAGGAAGUCCAACAGCUUUGAUAUAUUUGCUCCUCAAAAGACACUAUCUAUCAGUGGUACAACUACUCAAGACGAUUCAAACCAAACUGAGAAAGACGCUACUUCAGUCGUUCAGGCAGUCAUCAGAACAGCUGUUGGUACAAUUGUGGAAGAGGUGGAGCAGUCACCAACCACAACAGUGUCAACAAGCUCAGAGGUCCCUCAUCUUGGGGAAGAACAGAGCACAGAGAAGCCUGAUAGUCCAGUAACUGAUGAUGCUGUUGUGGAACCAUCCAGAAGGACGUCAAAGGACAUUCCUUACAGUCAACAACCAGCUUCAAGUCCAGAUAUAAUUAAAGGACCAACUAAGACUACUGAUUUGGAAUUAGGAAUGGUUUUACCACCCAAAAGAAUGCGAAAGGGUCUGAAGACUUCUCCAGAAAUUGGCACCAAGGUUGUAACUGAGAUCACCCGAGAACCUGUCAGACAGAAGUGUUUAGAGGAAACCCAAAUGAAACAAACCUUAAUCAGCAGGAAGUCAAAAGGUUUUGAUGUUUCUUCUUCUCAAGAGCCACUGUACCCCCCUGUUGGAACAAUUGAUGUGGCAUCUGUGGAAGUGGAGAAGGACAUUGGUAGAGAAAAGACCACAUCAAUUGUACAGACUGUCACAGAAACAACCAAGUCUGUCAUAGUGGUAGAAGAAAGUCUCUCUCCAAGCUCAGGAGUUUCAGAAAGUUCAGACAUUUGUCUCUCUAAGAAAACAGAGGCCACAGAUAAACCCGACAGCCAAAUAAGUGAAGCUGUUGUUGGCAAAACCAAAGUUAUAGCAACAAGGAGGACAUCAGAGGAGGGUCCUGAAGAUCAGCAACCUUGUCCAACUCCCUAUAUAAUCACAGAACCAACAGAGACUACUGUUGUGGAAAUGGGUAAGGUUUUAGUUCCCAAAAGAAUGACAAAGGGUCUGAAGCCUUCUCCAGAACUUACCACCAAGGUUGCAGCUGAGAUCACACAAGAACCUGUCAGACAGAAGUCUUUAGAGGAACCUAAAAGUGUUUUGAAAGAAAUUAAACAAACCCUAAUUGGCUGGGUGUCUAAAGGUUUUGAUGUGUCGUCUCCUCAAGAGCCACUAUCUCCCCCUGUUGGGACAAUGGAUGUGUCAUCUAUUGAGGUGAGGAAAGACAUCGAUAGAGGAAAGUCCACUUCAGUUGAACAGAAGGUGAUAGAGACCACCAAACCUAUCGUGGUAGAAGAAAGACUCUUACCAACCUCAAGAGUUUUAAAAAGCCCAGACAUUUCUCCUCAUGAGAAAACAGAGGCCUUAGAAAAACCCGACAGACAAAUAAGUAAAGCUGUUCUUGGCAAAGCCAAAGUUAUAGCAACAAGGAGGACAUCAGAGGAGGGGCCUGGAGGUCAGCAACCAUGUCCAACUGCCCAUAUAAUCACAGAACCAACAGAGACUACUGUUGUGGAAAUGGGUAAGGUUUCACCACCCAAAAGAAAAACAAAGGGUCUGAAGACUUCACCAGAACUUGGCACCACGGUUAUAACCGACAUCACACGAGAUCCUGUCAGACAGAAGUCUUUAGAGGAACCUGAAACAAAACAAACCCAAAUCAUCAGGAAGUCCAAAAGCUUUGAUAUAUUUGCUCCUCAAAAGACACUAUCUAUCAGUGGUACAACUACUCAAGACGAUUCAAACCAAACUGAGAAAGACGCUACUUCAGUGGUUCAGGCAGUCAUCAGAACAGCUGUUGGUACAAUUGUGGAAGAGGUGGAGCAGUCACCAACCACAACGGUGUCAACAAGCUCAGAGGUCCCUCAUCUUGGGGAAGAACAGAGCACAGAGAAGCCUAAUAGUCCAGUAACUGAUGAUGCUGUUGUGGAAUCAUCCAGAAGGACGUCAAAGGACAUUCCUUACAGUCAACAACCAGCUUCAAGUCCAGAUAUAAUUAAAGGAUCAACUAAGACUACUUAUGUGGAAUUAGGUAAGGUUUCACCACCCAAAAGAAAGACAAAGGGUCUGAAGCCAUCUCCAGAACUUGGCACCAAGGUUGUAACCGAGAUCACACAAGAAACUGUCAGACAGAAGUGUUUAGAGGAAACCCAAAUGAAACAAACUAUAAUCAGCAGGAAGUCAAAAGGUUUUGAUGUUUCUUCUUCUCAAGAGCCACUGUCUCCCCCAGUUGGAACAACUGAUGUGGCAUCUGUGGAAGUGGAGAAGGACAUUGGUAGAGAAAAGACCACAUCAAUUGUACAGACUGUCACAGAAACAACCAAGUCUGUCAUCGUGGUAGAAGAAAGUCUCUCACCAACCUCAGGAGUUUCAGAAAGUUCAGACAUUUGUCUCUCUAAGAAAAUAGAGGCCACAGAAAAACACGACAGACAAAUAAGUGAAGCUGAUGUUGGCAAAACCAAAGUUAUAGCAACAAGGAGGACAUCAGAGGAGGGUCCUGAAGAUCAGCAACCAUGUCCAACUGCCCAUACAAUCACAGAACCAAAUGAAACUACCGCUGUGGAAAUGGGUACGGUUUCACCACCCAAAAGAAAGACAAAGGGUCUGAUCACAGAGAUCUCACGAGAACCUGUCAGACAGAAGUCUUUAGAGGAACCUGAAACGAAACAAACCCUAAUCAUCAGGAAGUCCAAAAGCUUUGAUAUUUCUGCUCCACAAAAGACACUAUCUAUCAGUGGUACAACUACUCAUGACGAUUCAAACCAAACUGAGAAAGACGCUACUUCAGUGGUUCAGACAGUCAUCAGAACAGCUGUUGGUACAAUUGUGGAAGAGGUGGAGCAGUCACCAACCACAACAGUGUCAACAAGCUCAAAGGUUUCUCAUCUCGGGGAAGAACAGAGCACAGAGAAGCCUGACAGUUCAGUAACUGAUGCUGCUUCUGUGGAACCAUCCAGAAGGACGUCAAAGGACGGUCCUGGCAGUCAGCAACCAGCUUCAAGUCCAGAUAUAAUUAAAGGACCAACUAAGACUACUGAUGUUGAAUUAGGUAAGGUUUCACCACCCAAAAGAAAGACAAAGGGUCUGAAGCCAUCCCCAGAACUUGGCACCGAGGUUGUAACCGAGAUCACACAAGAACAUGUCAGACAGAAGUCUUUAGAGGAAACCCAAAUGAAUCAAACUUUAAUCAGCAGGAAGUCAAAAGGUUUUGAUGUUUCUCCUUCUCAAGAGCCACUGUCUCCUCCUGUUGGAACAUCUGAUGUGGCAUCUGUGGAAGUGGAGAAGGACAUUGAUAGAGAAAAGACCACAUCAAUUGUACAGACUGUCACAGAAACAACCAAGUCUGUCAUAGUGGUAGAAGAAAGUCUCUCUCCAACCUCAGGAGUUUCAGAAAGUUCAGACAUUUGUCAUUAUAAGGAGACAGAGGCCACAGAAAAACCAGACAGCCAAAUAAGUGAAGCUGUUUUUGGGGAAACCAAAGUUAUAGCAACAAGGAGGACAUCAGAGGAGGGUCCUGAAGGUCAACAACCAUGUCCAACUGCCCAUAUAAUCACAGAACCAAAUGAAACUACUGGUGUGGAAAUGGGUAAGGUUUCACCACCCAAAAGAAAGACAAAGGGUCUGAAGCCUUCUCCAGAACUUACCUCAAAGGUUGUAGCUGAGAUCAUACAAGAACCUGUCAGACAGAAGUCUUUAGAGGAACCUGAAACGAAACAAACCCUAAUCAUCAGGAAGUCCAAAAGCUUUGAUAUAUCUGCUCCUCAAAAGACACUAUCUAUCAGUGGUACAACUACUCAUGACAUUUCAAACCAAACUGAGAAAGAAGCUACUUCAAUCGUUCAGCCAGUCAUCAGAACAGCUGUCGGUACAAUUGUGGAAGAGGUGGAGCAGUCACCAACCACAACACUGUCAACAAGCUCAGAGGUUUCUCAUUUUGGGGGAGAACAGAGCACAGAGAAGCCUGACAGUCCAGUAACCGAUGAUGAUGAUGUUGUAGAACAAUCUGAAUUUAAACAAUCUUCAUCGGGUUUGAUCACUGGGCCAAUGGUCGAUGAACAAAUUCAGACUACAGCAAAGUGUGUCUUCUCUGUGCGUACAGACACACCACAUCUGACAGAGUACAUUGACAAGUUAUGGAAACACAGCCCUGAGGUUCAGAAGCGGUAUCUGGUCCUAAGUCUUCCAGAAGGAGCAAAGUACACACCUGAAACAAAGCCAGUUCUUCCACCUGUAGGUCCCUCUACUCAACAUACCUCUGAAGAAAUAAGUGAAUCCUCUAGUCAGCUGAAGUUCAGGGGACCCACUCAAGAUAUAACCAAAGAUGACACAGGGGAUGACAGUGUGUCCUUCACCAAAGAGUCCUCUGAGAUCCUAGUAGAUCCCUCCCAUCUAGUUUUAGACGUGAGCGAGAUGACCAAAGAAGCAUUUCAAAGUGACACUUCACAAGGCAGACCUCCUGCUGGUCAGUCACAGGUGGCAGGAACAGAGUUUAUAGAAGUACACUUUUCUGAACAGGAAUCUGUCUAUUCGAGACAAGCUGAGAGAAGCAUAGUGGUCCUAGAACAAGGUGCUAAAGAACAACUUGACAGCAAGUUGGAUGAAAGGUCUGUAACGAUAGAAAAAAUCCAACUGGGGCCUGAAGUGCACGUUUUACAAUUGGAUUUACAGACCAGUCCAGAGGUGCAUAAAGACAUGUCUGCUGCAAAUGUUGAGCCAAAGAUAGAUGUAAAAAUUAUCCAUAACCAAGGACAACCCGAAAGUAAAAUUGAGAUCACUGCUGAGGUCAUGGCAAAGACAUCUGUAGGCGAGGUGACUAAACUAAAGGGACAAGAAAGCAGUGCUGAAUGUAAAGAGGAAUUCCUGAGGAAUUCUGCUCAGUCCACAGUUGCUGUGGCUCCAAUACUGGAGCCGUCUGAGACAGAGUUCAUUGAAAUAAGCUUAUAUGAGCAAGACUUCAUAAACCCAAGUGAAGAUACAAAGCUGCUGGAAAAGCCUUUAGAGGUUAAAGAGCAACCAGUCCAUGAGGAGCAUUCAGCCCAUGAAGCCCAAGAAAAAAAAUAUCUUACAAUGGAGAAAAUUCCUGUGGAGCGUGAAGUCUCAGUUUUACAAUUGGAUGUACCAACCACUGAAACCCAGACUAAAAGAGAGGCACAAAACGUAGAUAGGACUGCUGGCAUUCAUUCCAAGGAGGCUGUCGUCAAUACAAGAGUGGAAAGGAAAGCGUGUGUGUCAUAUAGUGGCUCCACUCAACUUAUGGCUAAUGAAGCAGUGACGGCUUCUGCAGAAAUCAAAUUAUCCAAGGAGGACACUAUCAAACCAAGUAUGACGGUGAUUAAACCCAAUUUCCCCCAACCCACAGAGGAAAAACCCAAAGUGGUUGAGAAAAGCAAAGUGCAACAGGAUCAUAUUAAGGAUUCUACCAAAGACUUACAUGAUCCUUCCCAGAGUCUGGACAAAAUGACUCAGAAGAUCAAAAUAGUUUCUGAUGAGUGCAUCUCACAACCAGCUGCCAUAAUUAAGGAACAUGAAACCACAUCUGCAAUAACAAGGGUGUCAAUGAUUCAUGUGUAUCAAGCAGGUGAAGAACAUUUGGAAAAGAAAAUAGCUUCAGUUGAGAUAACCAAAGUAAAGCAGGAGUCUGAAGAACAUCUAGUACAACUUCAGCAUGAGCAGCAUCAAUUGUCAACACAAGAACUUAGUGGCUUAGCCAAAACUGAUGUAAAGUCUAUCAGUCAGCAGCAAAGCUUCAAGGACGCUGAUGAGGUUGUACAACUGGAUGAACAGACAGUGCAAGAGGAGGAUCAAUACAUCUCUGUCACCACAGCCAAGAAACCAAUGAUAGAAACUGCUGAAACAAGUGUAGAGGGUCCAGAAAACAUAUAUGAGACUAGAACUGAUGUUUACAACGAAAAGGCUGCAGUUGAGACAAAAGUCAAGCAAGGCAGCAGUGAACGGGAGAAGCUCGUUCAGAGUGACUCCACUGAGCCCAGCUCUGUGGCCUCUGUAGCAGUGCAGCCGACUGCAACAGAGAAAGCAUUCACAGAGGUUUCUGAGAAAGAUGCUGCAAAACCAACCAGAGCAGCAAUUAAGUCUGAUUCUCUAGAAGCAACACCGGAACCACCAAAAGAGCUCGAGGAUGAAGAAGACCGGUCUACAAUGCCCUUACUAGACUUGGUCAAAGCUCCUCACAGUCUGGAUGAGUCUGCUAGGGAGGAGAAAAGCUACAAAGGGGCCAAAGUACACCUUUUACAGCCUGAUAGCCAGAAAAUUAUUAAAGAGCACAAGAUCACAUCCUAUUUGGUAACAGAGACACCAUUAAUUCGUCAAACAAGUGUCCAAUGUGAGGAGGUUGUGAUGAAGAAACGUCAGACAUCUCCUGAUGCUAAACCAGGUAAAACUGCUGUUGAGUACAGUAGUACAGUACAGAGCACAGUAGAGGUAAAGAUUGAGGAAUGUGCUCAACUAGAGCAGCAUGCAGAGGUGUUGACACAAGACAUGGGUGAUCCAUCCACUGUCAUUGAAAGGUCCAUCAGGAUCGAGAGGAUCCACAAGGAGGAGGAUGUUUGUGCUUUACAACUGGACAUAGCAACAGGUCAAGUGGAGGAUGAAAACCUCACUUUCAUUAUUGCCAAGGAACCGAGGAGAGCUGUGACUCAAACGAGCAUAGAGGGCAAACUGGUGGCAGAAAAAGAGACCGUGGUUGAUGUUCAUAGCGAGGAGGCUGCAUUUAAGACAGACGAUGUGUCUCAGAGCGACGCCUUUAAACCUGUGACGUGUGAAGGAAGGACAGAAUUUAAGCAAAUCAGCUUCUCUGAACAUGAGCGGGUUCAACCAAGCAGAACCCAUCCUCAGCUGGAACUCUUUAAAAGCAUGCAGGACGGACAGACGUCUAUCAAGGCUCCCUCUGUCCAAGCAAAACAUCCUCAGGUUCCGGCACCGGAAAUGGACAAUCUACCCAUGAGUCAGGAAGCAACAACAACGGAGAAGAAAAAACAGGUAGAGUCAGGGAUGAAGUUUGAGACUGUGAGAGAAAGCAAAGAUGUGACUAACACAGACAUUCAGCCUGACGAGCACAGAGUUAAGAUCAUCACUGAAGAAAUGAAGGAGGGAAGUAGUGAAUCCAUGUUUGGACUCCGUAUGGCCCCAAAAACCCAAAUCACGAAAAAGAAGACUGAAGAGGAGAGAGAGAGUCAGGGGCAAGGAUGGGAGACGGCCGUUACAGUAGAGCUGCCGAAACAUCCGCUCGCCGUUACUACAGCUGUGACUACUGAGGCAGUGACGCGUGAAGCCUUUACUUUGCCGCAGGUGGGAUAUGAUGCUCAGCUGAAGUCACCAGAAUCACUGACAGUGUCUGCUGAUUUUACCCUGGGUGAAGCAGCGUGGGAGGCUGGUUCACCCACUGAUGAAGAAGCAGAUGUGAUGACUGAGGAAUUAUUGGAGCCAUCAAAAGGCGCCGCCUUUUUCACAGAGAUACAGGAACUAGCAGGAGCAGGACACUCUGCUCAGCUCACUGAAGCUAAAUAUCAGGGGGAGGCUCCAGAGGCUCUAAUAUCUUCAGCCAGUGAUCUAAAUGGUUGUCUAAGAAGGCUCAUAUCUAAAGUCCUGACUUACAAAAGCCGCCCAGCUGAGCUCAACCCAUCAGCCCUGGCCCAGCAGAUAGAAGAAGCUCAGCAGUGUGGAGAAUCUGUCCAGGCCCAGCUCUCAUUAUUCUCCCAACUGAGCCGAGCUGAUGCUGUGGAGCAUGUGGAAACCCAGUGGAAAGACGCUGCUCAACAUGUAGCGGCUGUGAUUCAGAGCAAAGAGGCCCAACUGCAGCUGCUGACUGAUUACUGCACACAGACCCAAACAGCCAGGACCACAGUAGACAGGCAGACAGCAGAAGUGGAUGCUUUGAAAAGGUGUCCAGAGCAGAGCAGGGUGAAGGAGGCAGAGCAAAUCUGUUCCAUACAGACGAGCAUGGAGGAGAGAAGAGCAGUCCUCAGAGAGCUGCUGGCGAUCUACACCAAACUGUGCCCCGCUCUCAGCCGCCCUGAGCGAGCAACUGCACGGACUGACCUGAAGAACCUCCAAGAGCAAUGGAGAGGCCUGGAGAGAGCUGUGGAGAGGAGGCUUCAUCACAUCAAUGUCCACGCUCACGAAACCAAGAGCCUUCUGUCAGAGAUAACAGGUCUAGAAGAAAAUGUAGAAACAGUUGUCAAAACCCUUGAAGCCACGACCCCAUCAGUUUCACAGUGGAACUGCAAAAAAACGCAGCAUCUGAUGGAGGCAAAUGCUGAUCUCAAAGCCUCCCAGCAGAAAUACCUCCAUUUGCAGCAGCUUUCCUCACCCCUACUCAGCUCCAGGUGGGAGAAGGAAACCAGAGAGAUACAACAACGGCUUCAAAUAGUUAAAGACAAAAUCAGCCACGCAGAGGAUCUGGUGACCUCCCAAAGCCAGACCAGCAGCAGUCCCAUCAUGGAGAAAAUGAUUGCGGUGAUGAGAGAUGGCCUUGCCUGGGCGAAGCAGACAGAGACUGACAUUGAGGGCAGGAGGAGGAGGGUGUCUUUACUUCCUGAAGAGGUCCACCAGCAGCUCAGAGAUCUGAAGAAGCUGCAAUCUGAUGUGAUUAGCAAACAAUGUCAACUACAAGCUCUGGUGGAGGAGGUGACAGAGCUGCUGCCACAGCUGGACCAGACUGAGGAGGUGCCAAUGGUUCAUUCCUCUCUCGAAGCCCUUAAUAAACUCUCCAAGUCCACUACUGAGAAGCUGACUAAUGCUAUGAGGGACAUAGAGUCUGGCCUGCAGACCAGGGAAAAGCUUUCAGAGCAGAUUGCUGACCUUGACUCCUGGAUUAUUACACAUCUGCACAGAGAGGCCUCUGGGAGUGCAGAUGUUGAGCUCAGGAGCCCCACAGAACUUGAUCGCAGACUUCGUCAGAUCCAAGAAACCCUGGCUGAGGCUGAGAAGCAUGCCGCAGUCUGGGAGGCGCUUUUAACAAAGAGUAAAGACAUCUCCUCUGAACUCAGCUGCACAGAGAACUGUCAGCUUUUCGAAAAGCUUAGCGACAUCCAGGAGGACAUUCAAGCCAUCAGCAGCUAUGAGAAGGACAACAAAACAGAGCUUGACGAACUCAUUCAGAUUGUAGAUUCUAGCAAGAAGAACCUUGUCGCCACCGAAAAAAGCCUGCGGCAGAUGUUGGUGGACGUCAGCAAACACCGGUUCCCCAUCACAACAGAGUCCUUGAAAGAUUUGGAUGCUUUCAAGGGCUUGAUUUUGGAACACAAGUCCCAAGUUGAACUUUUGCAACCGUGGAUUCCACAGGAGAAGACCAGAGGACUGCACUCAAUCAUGUCUGAAAUCCACAGCAAAAUGGCUUCCUUGGAGAGGAAGGCCUGUGACCAUGAACAGUACCUGAGCAUCAGGCAGGCGGUGGAGGACCUCAAGGAGACAUUUCAGCAGCAGGUCCUUCACACCAAAGAAGACAGUAUGACUCUGGAGGGGAGGUACAAACUCUGCCAAAGCCUGCUCAUCCAGUAUCCUCUGAUUAAGCAUUUGUGUGAGGAGGCUCGCUCCAAGCUUCAGCUGAUCUCCACGGACCUGUAUCCGUCCCAGCUGACCGCAGAACGACAGCGGCUCAAACAAAAUGAGGAGAGCCUUGUCACCUGGCAGAUGACGCUCUACAACAACCUCCGCACUAUUGAGUGGGACGUACUGAAGGAACUCGACCUUGAUUCAGAGAGGAGAGCCACUCGUGUUUUCCUCUGGACGACCCAGAAGGAGCUUCAGAAACUCACAGUCCUGGAGCCAAAUGACACGGUUCUCGACCAAGAAUACCAGAGAAUCGUGGGUUUGAAACAAACGGUAGAGUCCAGAAUCAGAGCCCUGGAAGUUCUGGAGCAAAAGAAAGGAAACAAAGCAGAAAGUCAAUCCCAAGAUCUCCAGCGCUUGAAGAAGGCCGUUAUCAGUCACUGUGACACACACAUGGAGAACAUGGUCCAGGCCAGGGACUCUUUGACAGGCUACACCUGUAAAGUUAAGAAAGCAGUACAGUUCCUGAGGGACCUGGAGGCUUCUCUGCUGCCACUGCAGGGCUCUGCCGGACCCUGUUCUGAACAGCUGGAGGAGACCCAGCAGGCUUUAGCUGCACUGCAGGAGCAGUUCCAGACCCACGUGGAGGAGCUCCAGACCCAGGCUGCUCUGCAUUCAUACCUGUCCCCCCAGAAGGUGGAGCAGCUCCAGGAGACCAUUCUGAGCCAGCUGCUGGUGAAGAUGUCCACUCUCCAGGCAAAGGGCCACAUGCGACUGGAGGGGCUCAGCAGAUGUGCAGAACAUCACAUAAAUUACAUCAGGUGCCAAGAAGAAAUCAUGCAGAGUGUGAAGAGCUCAGAGAACUGCCUCCUACAGUUGAUUUCCCAGAAGCUCACCAGUCUGGGUGACUUCACUGACCAGGAGGCAAAGCUCCAACUUCUCUCUCAGGCGGUGGACGACCUGCUGACGCGUCUGAAGGAGCUGAAGGAGUGGUGCCCUGAGCCGAGCUGUCGAGGAGUCAGGGAGGCUGUCGUUACUGCUGUCUGGAAACGAGUAUCGAGGCUGUGGCUGUGCACGCAAAGGCUGAGAGGCCGCAGCAGGCAGAGGAUCACAGAGUGGAGUGACGUCACCAACAGUGUGGAGAAGGCCUCUGCUGUGCUGGAGCAGGUCGAGGCAGAGCUUCCUGAUGAUGUGCCCGUGAAGCUCUCCACUGAGGCGCUUCAUGACCUGUUGCAGUCCUGGGAACAGUACCAGGACAGACUGGACUGCGAGCAUCGAUCGCUGUCCGCCCUGGAGCUGCGUGCUGCCAGAUUACUGGGCGUCCCUGCCCACUUGGAGUCGGCUCCUCCCACUCCUCUCUGCCAGAAGCUGCAGGUGAUGCAGGCUCGAUACGCCAGUAUUAAAAAGAAGAGCAGAGAAGGUUUGGAGGCAGUCAGACUGGAGCUGGAGCAGAGAGAAAAGCUGUGGGAGGAACUUCACGGCCUUCGGGUUUGGCUGGAAGCCACAGGUGGUCGUCUGUCAGAGAUGGAGCAGAGCGACGGUGCACACGAGCUUCCAGAGAUCCACGUUCAGCUGUACACCCACAAGGCUUUACUACAGCGCAUCAUGGACAGCCUGAAGGUGAAGUACUCUGACACGGCCACGCCGGUGCCAGUGGAGGUCGAAGGCCAACUGCAGGGAGUCACACAGUCAAUGAAACAGGUGGAAGUCAAGGUUGGAGAGGCGGUGGAGCGGAGCGGUCCUGUCCACAGGCUGGGGGUGAAGCUGUUUGAGAUCCUGGCUGGCCUGAGGUCAGUUCAGAAAAGACUGGAACAAAGAAGCCCCACGGUGAUUGAAGCCAAGUUUACCCAGAAGCGAGUCUGGGACGAGCUGGAUGUGUGGCACUCCUGUCUGGCAGCCCUGGAGGUGGACCUGCAGGACCUGGAGAAGCCCGAGGACACACUGGUCCUCACAGAGAAGCUGGUGGAGGUCCAGCAGUUCCACUCCCAGCUGGCCAAAGAGGCGGAGCAGAGGACCACUCUCCUGAGCAAGAUUCAAACGUGGCUUCAGGAGCAUCAGGAAAUGAUCAACAGCUCUAAGAGCUGGAUAUGUGAUGCUCAGUCGUGGCUCGCUGCUCCCUACACCUACACCACGGCUAAAUGUCUCAGCAGUCACGUCCACACUCUGCAGAUGGUGCUGAACGACUCGGCACAGAUCCGAACCACUCUGCAGGGCUUCAGUUCAGUCCUUCAGGAAAUGUCUCAGGUGUGUGAUAUCGCCACACUCCAGGAACAACUGGUAGAAGCUGAUCGUCAGGUGGCCGACGUCCAAGACAGCUUCACGGCGCCUCUGUCUCAGCUAGAGCACGCUGCUGCGGAGGUGGAAGCCAUUGAGAUUGAAAUCAGGCGGAUGGAGGGUCAAGUAGCAGAGAUCAAGGCAUUAUUAACUUCCCCUGAGAGCUUGCCCAGCCGCAGAGAGGCCAGCCUCACGCCAAUCGAACAGAAGAUCCAGAGCAUGAGGAGAACUGUGGCAGAGAUCCAGAAGUGUAAACCAGGCCUUUGUCUGCCAGAGAAGGCCGAGGAGACGCUCACAGUGUUUGCUGUAGUCAACCAGCUUCAGACUCUGCUGCUUGAACUAGAGAAGAAAGUCCCUGCUCUGUUCAUUCAGCAGCCUCCAACUCCCGUCCAGGCCAAAGCUUCGUCAGCUCUGCAGCCUCCGCUCCUGAAAUCCACUUCAGAGGAGGAGGAUGCUCAGGGCCAAAUCAGAAUUGUCCAUAUGGAGGAGGACGUCCUGAAGAGAUCUGGAGCCACGCUGCUCACCGUGGAGCAGUCGUCACCUGAGCAGAGGCAGUCCUGGACACCUGAGCGCUCCCAGCAGCUCCAGGCUGAAGAAGCCGGAGAACAAAAGGGGAGUGAGGAGCAGAGAGUGGAAGAAGGUGGAGGAGGUGUUUUUUGGUGGCUCUGGGAUCUUUUCCUGAGCACUGCUGCAGAGGAGCCUGCAGCUUCAGAAGAAACCAAAGCUGCCACUGAACAGACUGAAGAGACACAGGAUGUUGAGGGCCCCACUGACACCACAGAAGCAAGUUCAUCUGAAGCUUUAUCAAAGCCCCUGGCCACAGUCAGAACCCAGUCGCAGUCCGAGAGCAUGGAGCUCAUGAAAGGACAGAGGGGGCUUGCAUGGAGGGGGGAUGAUAGCCACCCAGAGGGGCCGAAGACACACACAGUAUAUUCGCUGGGCGCACACACACUGAAGGAGUCAUUCCCACCUAGAGAGGCAACUGCUUUUAGAGCUGCAAGGUCAGACAGCAGAGAGGUAGACGGCAGGAUCAGGUCAGUGGAGCCACGCCGAAGCCCAGUUACAGCUAGAGACACAGCGGUGAGCAGCACACAGACACAGGCCCCUGCAGGCAGAGCAGCAGCCGCCUCCCUGCAGCACCAGGAUGCCGCUGGGGGAAGGCGUCCUGCACAAAACCUGAAGGAGCCUGGAUGCCGGUCUGGGCCGUGCCCCCCUGAAGGCGCGCUUCAUGGCUGCCUGGACAGAGUGGCACAGCUUGAGCAGUGGCUGCAGGAAGCUGAGAGGAACCUGCUGCCGGCGGCGCCAGUGACCAUGCAGGACAGUGUGGAGCGACAGCUGCUCACCUGCCAGGAGAUGCUCAUGGAGAUUGAGCAGAAGGUGGUGAGUCUGUCUGCGCUGACUCAGGCUGCUGACCGGCACCAGCAGGAGGAACUGGGAGCUGUGGGAUCCCAGCAGGAGGUGGCUGAGCUCCUGUCCUCCAAACUGCAGCUCCUCAAGCUCAACCUGGUCUCGUUCCAGCAGCUCCUACAGGAGCGACUGGAGGAGGAGGGCUCCUCCAGGGAGCUGCAGGAACAGACUCAAGGAGUCUGCCUCCCACAACAGUCAAAGCGCAGCAGCAGCUUUCAGGAACUUUUCUCGUCGCCAAGAAACAAACUCCUGAGGCAAAGCAGCCUGCAGCAGCAGAAGGAGCUGGAGCAGGAGCUGACGGAGCAGAGAGGUUUGACUCAGGCCAUCAUCCGACUUCACAGCCAGGACACAGCAUGCUCGGCUCCUGCUGGGGCUGAUGUGGAGGAGGACUCCGCUCAGAAGAAGUGGGAUCACCUUCACAGCCGGCUCCUGGCUGUGGAGGAGAGCUGGCUCCUUCCUCCCUCUGAGGUGACAGACUCAUCUGUGAGUCGUACUGAUGGAACAGCAGGAUGUAUGAUUGGCACGCAGCAUCUGAAAGAGCUCCAAACCCACAUCAUCCUUCUGAGGGAGCUGGGACAAAAAGCUGCAGCGCUUCCGAAUCAGACCUGCUCUGUGGAUGUCUCCCACCAGACUCUGGAUGAGGGCUUGUUCCAUGUUCUGUGUGGAGCAUCACUGUCGCUGUCCUCCCUCAGAAACAUGCUGCUGUCACCUGCUGUGGCAGCACAUGAGGGAGACGCUCAGCUGACGCUGCUGCAGAGUCUGUCAGCGGAGUUGGCCACAUUUAGCAGCGAGCUGGUCUCUCAGGGGUCAAAGGUCAGCCUUAUCCUGGGUUCAGAGCGUGGUCAGCGGUGUGUUGAUGAUCUGAGCAGAAUCCUUCCUGUGGUCGAAGCCGCUCUGAGCAGCAGAAAGAAGCAGCUCGUAAACACGGAGCAGGAGACGGAGAAGCAGCAGGGAAAGCUCCGAGCGCUGCAUGCAGCCUUCACCUCUAACCAGUCCAUCAUUCCCCAAGUAAUGAAUGACUUCAGUGGAACACUGAGCUCUAACGAACACCUGCAGGCUGUGGUUCAGAUGCAGGAGCGUCUGCAGCAGCAGGUGGAGCAGGUGGACUCGCUGCUGCAGGAACAUGGACCCGACCUGCCCGCCUGCCUCAUCCACCAGGCCACGCAGCUACAGAGUGAGCUGGACACGGCUCUGGGUGGGGUUGGCGCUCGCCGUGAGGAGCUGAGGGGCAGCGUGGAGCUGCAGGAGCAGUAUGAACGGCUGGUUACCAGCCUGAAGGAGCUGCUCCGUCUGGGCUGUGAACGCCUCGCACAGCAGCCUGAGCUCCAGAGCAGAGCUCAGCUCCAGCAGCAGCUCAGCUCACACGAGAGGUUCUUCCAGUUUCUGGGUCAUCGUUCCAGGACUCUGCUGUACCUGACCAGCAGACUCCCAGAGAGCGCCCUCCAGAGGUGGGAGGGUGUGGUGUCCGGCCUGCAGGAGGAGCUGAGCCGACUGCAGCAACGAGGACUCGAAAGGGGAGCAAGCAUGCGGGAAACGCUGCAGAUGUGGCUGCAGUGGGAGGAGGACGCCGCCUGGUCAGAAACCCUGCUGAGACAGAUUGACACUUCAUUUCCCACGAUGCUCGGGUGCCGUGACUCUGAUGAGCAGAUCUUAGAGAAGCUCCGUCUCCUCCGGGAGCUGCUGGUUUCUCUGGAGCAGAACGAGGCUCGGCUCAGUCGCACGCUUGAGGCCGGGCGCCGUCUGCAGAGGCUGGGCUGUAGGUCAGUGGGUGCGUCCACCAACCACAUGGAGGCGUUCUGGAGGUCGCUUCACAAAAGAGCAGAGCAAGAACGCGUCAACUGUGACAGACAGCAGAGGUUAAGGAGCAGAUUCCUUCAUGACUCUGCUGUGCUCGCUGAAUGGAUGGGAGGGGCCAGAGAGCUGAUUGACAGCUGGAGAUGUCUCUCGGUGUCAGGCAGUGAGGAGAUGGAUCUUGAACAGAGGCGUGACUGCUAUUUCCAGUUUGUUGCUUUGACCAAAGAGCUGGAGCCCAGUUUGGACAUGAAGGUGAGAGUGACCGGUGCAGGGAUGCAGCUGGUCCAGGUCAGUGACACAGAAGACACCGCUCCCAGCCAGAGUUUGGACCUGGGCCUGAGCUCCAUCGACUCCCAGCUCAGACAGCUGGAGCUGGACUGGUCCAGUCUGAUGGAAGAUGUUCCUGUUGUGCAGGAAGCUCUGCAUGCGCGCUGGAUGAAGACGUUGACCCAGCAGGGGGCGCUUCUCGAGCUGCAGACCUGGCUGAGAGCGGCUGAAUCCCAGCUGGAGGAGCAACGCCACAGGUUCAGGCAAACGUCCGGCACUGAGGCUGAUCUCACACACCUGCUGAAGCACUGCAAGGAGCGGGAGCUGGAGAUGACGGCCCAUCAGGCCACUCUGGACUAUGUGAAGCAGCCGCUGCAGGCCUGUGGCAGCGACCGGAGCAAGUGCUGGGAACACAACCGCUUCUCUGAGGACCAGGGCUGUUUGAAUCAUCAGUGGCUCAGUCUGCAGGAGAAGCUCCGCAGGCAGAUUCAGAAGAUUGAGCAGGAUUUGUGCAACAGAGCAGCGCUAGAGGCUCGACUGACACAGAUCAACAGCUGGAUCACGGACCAGAACCUCUGGAUCAGCUCAGCUUGGACACCCAGCAGCCAGACGGAGCUUCGUAGGAGCAUCCGCACCUGCCAGGACCUGGGGGGGGAAAUCAAGGUGAAAGCCACUGCUCUACAGAAGCUGAGAGACCAGAGUCAGAGCAUCUGUGAUUUUAUGUCUGAGGCAGAUAAAUCCACGGAGGCCUGUUCAGCUCUUACACAACAGAAUGAGUCCUUGAGGCAGAGGUUGGCUCAGACUCAGCAGCUGUGGGACAGUGUGGACAGAAAGCUGAGUCAGUCACUGCAGAAAUCUCUGAGAAGGUCCCAGACUGCUGCUGGUCACAGCAGCCCUCAGCUGUGCCUGCAGGCCCAGAGAGCGAGCCAGCGCCGGCUGCAGCUUCUUCAGGAGGAGACAGAAGCUGCAGAAGCAGAGUGGGAGGAACUGAGCCGAAGCAUCUCCUGUCUCAGGGAAGUCAUCAGUCCUGCCGCUGCCUCGCUCGUCGCUGAGCAGAUGGAGCGACUGAGGGAAAGCUGGGCUGCAGGCUCCGCUGCUUUGGACCAGCAGCUGCAGAGGAGUCGGGCCGUGGUGCAGGUCUGGGAGGUCUAUGAGGACCGGGCAGCGAGUGUCGCCCAGCGGCUCCAGACGCUGCAGAGCGACAGCACGUCUCUGGGCGGAGGCUCGGACGACAGCAGUGUGGAGCAGCUCACGGGCCGCGUCCACAAGGUCCAGAGUCUCCUAGGGAGGACGGACACUGUGCAUUCUGACCUGCAGGGGGCGCUGGAGGCCUCCCACGCCUUGAUUGACCACCUGGACCCUUUGGCCUCGAGUCUGGUCCAGUCUCAGAGCAGGUUGUUGUCGGGCAGCGUCCUGCGGCUCAGACACAUGCUGCAGGGGAAGCUGGGUCAUGUGCAGGAGGAGCUGCAGCGGCUGCAGGAGUUCACUCACGACCUGGACUCAUUGGAGAGAAACCUGGAGCUUUGGCAGCAGCGUGUGCAGGAUGCGGCGCACACUGAGCAGGCUGCGUUGCUGGAGCUGAGCGGCCUGUCUGCUGACCUGGAUGUGCUCAACGAGCUGAGCUGCAGUCAGACUCCAGGCGACGCCGCAUCGCGCCGCCUGAGCCGCCUCAACCGCUGCUGGGCCCAAACGUCGUCUGGAGCCGAGGAGGCCUGCAGUGAACUCCAGUCAGAGGCACUGAGGCAGCAGAGCUUCCAGCAGAAGUGUGAGAGCUGGAUGUGGUUCCUCCAGAGGAUGGAGGACAGUGUGGUUGUGGACGUGGCCGGAUCCUACACGGGCCUGAGACAGCAGCUGCGGACACACAAGCGCUUUCAGGCAGAGCUCUCCAUUGGCCACCAGAUCCUGCAUUCAGUUGUCGCUGAAGCGCUUCAUCUGCUGCAGAGGGGGGAGGUGGAGUACAGGAGCGACCUCAUCCUCAAGCUGGCUCAGCUCCAGGAGCACUGGCAGGGGGCGGUGCAGCGGGCCGAGCAGCGCCGCUGCCUGGUGGAGGGGCUGCUGAAGCACUGGCACCAGUACAGCCGCAGCCUGAGGAAGCUGCAGAAGUUCCUGACGGACACCAACGCUCUGCUUCCACCGGCGGGAGCGGCCCAAUGCAGCCUGCAGCAGCUCAGACGGUCCCUCCAGGAGCUGCUGCACACGGAGCUCUUGUUUCAGAGGUAUCAGUGCAGCUUCGUCCACACGCUGGAGAUCGGCCGGCAGCUCUUCUCCAUGGGAGACGAGGAGACGCAGGCGCAGCUGCAGAAGGAUCUGGGAGCCCUGCAGGAGGAGUGGGAGCAGCUCCACAGCCUGCUGGAGCAAAGGAUCGACGCCACCGACGCCAUCCUCAAGAAGUGGGAGCGCUGCGAGGCCGGACUAGCGGACAGCGUGAUGCAGCUGAAGGACGUGAAGACCAGACUGAACCAGUCGAUGCCAGACUGUGAUGACGAGCUGCAGAGCGCAGAAAAAUUCAACAAGGAGAACGAGGACUCUCUGGAGGACUGGGCUGAGAGCCUGACAGAGCUGAGAACCAUGAAGACGGAUCUGUCCCAGUACAUCAUCACUGACGAUGUGCUGCUGCUGCAGGAGCAGGUGGAGCACCUCCACUGCCAGUGGGAGGAACUCUGCCUCAAGGUGUCUCUGCGGAAGCAGGAGAUCGCGGAUCGCCUCAACGCGUGGAUCGUCUUCAAUGAGAAGAACAAGGAGCUGUGCGAGUGGCUGACGCAGAUGGAGAACAAGGUGGCGCACAGCUCGGAGCUCAGCAUCGAGGAGAUGGUGGAGAAGCUGAAGAAGGACUGUAUGGAGGAGAUCAACCUGUUCAGUGAGAACAAAACCCACCUGAAGCAGCUCGGGGAGCAGCUCAUCACCGCCAGCAACAAGACCAAGGAGGCCGAGGUCAACGACAAGCUGAAGGACACCAACGACCGCUGGCAGCAUCUGUUCGACCACAUCGAGGCCAGGGUGAGGAAGCUGAAGGAGACGCUGGUGACGGUGCAGCAGCUCGAUAAGAACAUGAGCAACCUGCGCACGUGGCUGUCUCGCGUGGAGGCGGCGCUGGCCAAGCCGCUGGUCUACAGCGUCUGCCACAGCGAGGAGAUCCAGAAGAAACUGGCCGAGCAGCAGGACCUGCAGCGGGACAUCGAGCAGCACACGGAGAGCGUGGCCUCGGUGCUGACGCUGUGCGACGUCCUGCUCCACGACGCCGACGCCUGCGACGGCGACGCCGAGAAUGACUCUAUCCAGCAGACGAGCCGCAGCCUGGACCGGCGCUGGAGGAACAUCUGCGCCAUGUCCAUGGAGCGUAGGAUGAGGAUCGAGGAGACCUGGCGUCUCUGGUCCAAGUUCCUGGACGACUACUCGCGCUUCGACGACUGGCUGCAGGCGGCCGAGCUCAGCGCCGCCAACCCGGACUCGGCCAACGUGCUCUACACCAGCGCCAAGGAGGAGCUCAAGAAGUUCGAGUCGGUCCAGAGGCAGGUUCACGAGCGUCUGACUCAGCUGGAACUGGUCAACAAACAGUACCGCCGCCUGGCCCGGGAGAACCGCACCGACGCCGCCAGCAAGCUCAAGGUCAUGGUCCACGAGGGGAACCAGCGCUGGGACCGGCUGCAGAAGAGGGUGUCCGCGGUGCUGCGCCGGCUGAAGCACUUCACCUCCCAGAGGGAGGACUUCGAGGGCACGCGGGAGGCCAUCCUGGUGUGGCUCACGGAGAUGGACCUGCAGCUCACCAACGUGGAGCAUUUCUCCGAGAGCGACGUCGAGGACAAGAUGCAGCAGCUGAACGGCUUCCAGCAGGAGAUCACCCUGAACACCAACAAGAUCGACGCGCUCAUCGUGUUCGGGGAGAACCUGAUCCAGAAGAGCGCCGCCCUGGACGCUGUGCUGAUCGAGGACGAGCUGGAGGAGCUGCACUCCUACUGCCAGGAGGUGUUCGGCCGCGUGGCCCGCUUCCACCAGCGCCUGGUCAGCAGACGGCCGGUUCUGGACGACUCGCCUCCCCCCUGGAGGGAGUCGAGGGAGGAGGAGGCUCCAGCAGCAGGCGUCUCGGCCGGACGCCACAGCAGCUGCCACCUGCUGGCGCCGCCUCUGGAGCGAUCGGGGCGGGAGACGCCCGUGAGCGUGGACUCCAUCCCUCUGGAGUGGGACCACACCGUGGACGUAGGCGGCUCGUCGUCGCACGAGGACGAUGAGGACGAGGCCUUCUUCAGCGCUCUGUCAGUUAAGUCGUUGAGUGAGCUGCCCAGCUGGCACCAGCCCGGGUCCCCGGAGCGGAGGCCGGGUCUGGGUCCCAGAGGAACGAGCUCGUCCCCCACACACACAGGCUCACAGCUGCUCCAGCAGGGCUACGCCAAGCUCAUGGCAGAAUGCAGCGGCAGCAUCGACAGCGUGCAGAGAAUCAAGCUGAUCCUGAACGACGACGACGAGGAGCUGGACGACGUCGGGCUGAGCAGCAGCACUGCCGACAAACAGAGCAGCACAGGAGUGAUCCAGCGCUGGGAGCUGCUACAGGCACAGCCCUGCGACAGCCACGCAGAAACCAGGCAGAACCUGGAGCAGUGGCAGAAACUGAACUCUGACCUCGGUGAUGUCACUUCCUGGUUGGACAGCGUGCUGCCCGACCUGGACCGGCUCCAGCAGAUGGAGGCGUUCACCAGCAUCCGGGACCUGGAGGUCAACGUCAAGAAGCUGAAGGAGAUGCAGAAGACCUUCAACAGCUACAAGUGUGUGAUGAUCUCUGUGAACCUGAGCAGCCGUCACUUCCUGCAGGACGACCGCUCCGAGCUGCAGGAGGCUCUGGCCUCGGCCAAUCACAGCUGGACGACGGCCUGCAGCCGCCUGGAGCGCUGGGAGCGGAGGCUGCAGGAGGCGCUGAUGCAGUGUCAGGAGUUCCACGCGACGCUGCACUCUCUGCUGCUGUGGCUCGCUCAGGCCGAGAACAGGCUGUUCUCUGUCGACGCCAGGGAGCUGCUGGGCCGCCGCGCUGCGGCGCUGGAGCACCGGGACGCGCUGACAGCGCUGCAGCAGGAGCUGCGCCGGCGCCAGCGGCAGGUGUGCUCCCUGCAGGACAUCUCGUCUCAGCUCCUCCCGGAGGCCACGGCCGACGACAGCACCGAGGCCAAGGAGAAGGUCCACGUCAUCGCAAACAAGCUGCGGCUCCUGCUGCGGCAGGUGGCGGCCGACCUGCACACGCUCCAGGGAGCAGAGGAAGUGUCCACGGCUGACGCUAUCUCUGUCUCCACGGCACAGGACGGAGCUGAAGCACUUGGCUCCGUUUUAUCUGAUUCUGUGUCCCAGGAAAUCUGCUCCAGCAGCUGUGAAGUGGACAGCAUCGGCCUGGGAACCAUCACGCAGGACUCUGGAGCAGCAGCUGCAGUCAGACAUCCCGCAACCCGAAGGGACAGGGAGCCGCCCCCACGCGCACCCUUCCUGCACCGGGUGCUGCGCGCCGCCUUCCCUCUGCACCUGCUCCUCCUGGUGCUGCUGGUUCUGACCUGCCUGGUGCCUCUGUCUGAAGACGACUACAGCUGCACGCUGUCCAACAACUUUGCCCGCUCCUUCUACCCAAUGCUGCGCUACACCAACGGCCCUCCGCCCACCUGAGUGAGGAACAGGGCUGGUUCUGUAAGAACGUCCCCUCUCCAACGCAUGCUGUUGCAACAUUUCUAGUUUAUGUAUGUUUAAAGGAUUAUUACCAAAGCAUCACUGGCCAUUUUCUACCACUGCAGCUAUUUUUACUGUUUUUCCUCUGAUCACACAUUUUGUACAGAAAUGAAUCAGGUUUUUAGUUUGUGUGGUUUUAAGGUAUUUAUGAAUAUAAAUAAAUUAUGGCAGUGACUCAUCUGCAGCCAACAGACCUAUCAAUGUAUUUUUAACUGUAAAUAGCAAUGACAAAAUGUGCAGAUGUGUGUAUGGAGUCACUUCAUUAAGAAUGAAACGUUAAAGUGCUUCAAAGUUUCAGGAGAGGCCGGUUGGUCUAAAUAGUAUUUUCCUAUGAUGAACUUUGUUGACACUAUUAGCCACUGGCUAAUAGUCUAUUUGAUUCUGGACGUCACAUCUGCGUUUGUGUCUCACUGGCUCUUUCACUACAAGUUAUUGUUUAACGUGACAUAUUUGAGUCAGUGUAAUAAAAAUGUCACUUAAUUACGAUUUAGUGUAGUUCUAUCAGCUGCGUCACGCUGCCAUUUAUCAUUUCCUGAGAUGAACCUGAAUUGUUCAUAACUUACCCAGCACUGUCCAAGUUGGCCCCAGAUGUGACCCUGCAUCAAUCAAGCGAAGCAUUGAUUUCUUUCUAAACGUACGUGUGUGUGAGUGUGUGUGUUUACCUGAAUGCUGCUCCUUCCUUCUUGCUGUUGAUGGGCUGCCGUCAGACUGUAACAGGCCAGACUCAGUAGAACAUGAAUGUAAAUGAUCCUUCGGUCACUGAAUGUAGCUUUGUGCACAAUCAAAAGAACUGCUAAUGUUAAUAUAAAGAGUCUAUUUAACUUAAUUUGAUCCUAAUUCUUCUGGUUAGAGGCCAACUGAAGAGAAACAAAAGUGUGUCAAGUUUGAUUUAUUUUGUCAACUCUUAUUUAUGGGAUGUGAUCUGUAGGUUGUAACAAUAAACUGUGUUUGACAUAA
Betta splendens (Siamese fighting fish) is the source of this 23948-nucleotide messenger RNA. RefSeq names its product nesprin-2-like. Gene Ontology annotation, cellular component: membrane. The transcript is spliced from 73 exons. NCBI's taxonomy places the organism in Eukaryota, Metazoa, Chordata, Actinopteri, Anabantiformes, Osphronemidae. The record is from RefSeq and is a predicted model, not a curated record. Gene Ontology annotation, molecular function: protein binding. Bases 1557 to 22931 code for a protein of 7124 amino acids.